UAUCAGACUGUACACAAAUCCGACUUCUGAUCCAAAUCCAAUGCCAUUCAAUGCUCGUCUGCGAUUGUUGAAAGUUUAAACAAAUCGAUCAGAUCGGCGCACAAAAACAACGUCACCAUGGGCAAUAAAUCGUCGCUUUUCCUGCGGAACGAGGAGAUCGCGCAAAUCCAGGAGGAGACUGGCUUUACUCCCAACCAAAUUGAGCGCCUGUACUCGCGCUUCACCUCGUUGGAUCGCAACGACUGCGGAACUCUGUCCCGGGAGGAUCUGAUGCGCAUCCCGGAACUUGCCAUCAAUCCGCUGUGCGAGCGGAUAGUGCACUCCUUCUUUGCCGAGAGCAACGAUGAUCGGGUGAACUUCCGGCAGUUCAUGAACGUGUUGGCCCACUUCCGACCGUUGAGGGAUAACAAGCAGAGCAAGCUGAACAGCCGCGAGGAGAAGCUGAAGUUUGCCUUCAAAAUGUACGACCUGGAUGACGAUGGUGUGAUCAGCCGGGACGAGCUGCUGUCCAUUCUGCACAUGAUGGUUGGCGCGAACAUCAGCCAGGACCAGCUGGUGAGCAUCGCGGAACGGACGAUCCUGGAGGCGGAUCUGUGCUGCCAGGGCAAGAUCUCGUUCGAGGACUUCUGCAAAGCUCUGGACCGCACCGACGUGGACCAGAAGAUGUCCAUACGGUUUCUCAACUAGGGUGGAUUUAGGGAUCACGAGGAAAGAGCGAGCUUCUUAGUCAGUGUGUACCAAAUAGUUUAGGACGGAGUCAGUCGAGAGGCAUUUCGGUGGGUUACUUAAACCUCUGUUGAUUUUGAAAUAUUAAUUCAGUUGCUAUUAAACCAGUUGUUUUUAAAAUGAAAAAACGUCUCAAAGUGCUUAAAGCCAUUACAAAAAUAAUUUAAUGUAUUUUUAAGAUGUAAAAUUGUCAUUUCUUUUCAUUUAAAGAACACAGGUGCUACAGAAGUCUAGUGAAAAAGAUCCAAUAGUUUGGGUUCUGAAUCUAAAAUACGAAUCUUUGUGAUGACUUAAUAAAUUCCGAAAAUUCUUUGAGACUUUGGAAAGGUUAAUAUACUUUCUAUUAAAGCCUGUAAUGCUUUCUUUUGCUCAUCA
This is a messenger RNA of Drosophila subpulchrella, 1101 nucleotides long. It is a transcript of the gene elm, whose product is annotated as calcineurin B homologous protein 1. Gene Ontology annotation, molecular function: calcium ion binding. The transcript has 2 exons. Lineage: Eukaryota; Metazoa; Arthropoda; Insecta; Diptera; Drosophilidae. The coding region runs from base 118 to 687 and encodes 189 amino acids. The record is from RefSeq and is a predicted model, not a curated record.